AUGGAAACGUUUGAGUUUGUCUCUGCCGUUCGUGGCUAUCAUAUCUACAAAGAUAUUGGGGAGCCAUCUGUUGGUGAAAAACUCAUUGCACAUAGAGAGUUUGGUAAUCAGUUCAACAAAUUUGCUAUCAAAGUGCUCAACGACGAACAAACAGUGGGCCAUCUACCGCGCGAAUACUCGAGAAUAGCGUGGUACUUUCUCGCUCGUGGAGUAUCAAUUACCCUUGAAGUAACAGUUACACUGUAAACAACUUUGUGGGGGAAUGGAAAUUCCAUGCUGUGUAAGGUUCUCCUGUUCGAGAAAAGCGACCAUAAACUGUUUAAAAGACCUGUGAACAAAGAAGGUGUAACGGCAAGAAAUGUAAGCUUGAAAUAA
Molecule: messenger RNA, 375 nt
Organism: Pocillopora meandrina
Lineage: Eukaryota; Metazoa; Cnidaria; Anthozoa; Scleractinia; Pocilloporidae
Source: the annotation of a GenBank genome assembly